This is a messenger RNA of Physcomitrium patens, 3878 nucleotides long. RefSeq names its product kinesin-like protein NACK1. NCBI's taxonomy places the organism in Eukaryota, Viridiplantae, Streptophyta, Bryopsida, Funariales, Funariaceae. The record is from RefSeq and is a predicted model, not a curated record. Gene Ontology annotation, molecular function: ATP binding; microtubule binding; microtubule motor activity. Gene Ontology annotation, biological process: microtubule-based movement.
UCCUAAGCUCUGUCGAGCCUCUGGUCUUUGUGACCGUUGUCUCAAAUUCCUGCCGAAUGCGUAGUCACGCCAUGUUUCGUCUUCCCGCUAAUGCUGCUUAUCUUCUAACUCUACAGUUAUUUCUCUCCCCUUGCAUCCGAAAUAGAGCUCCUGGCAACUCGUUCUGUACCUGUAUCUGAGAGAAGUCAGUGGUCCUUUUGACUUGUGAAAGCGCUGUGAUUGUUUGCGAUUUUGCUAGAGGCUGUACCAUGUUCAAUUUUGUCAUCGGUGGAUGGUUUCCUGUAGAGGUUCUGUGCCGCAGCACUGGAAGUAGUUUGUCUACUUAGUUUUAGUGUAUUGAGGAUAGGUUUGAGAGCGGUUGUUAAUCCUGUUGCGAGGUGCGAUUGAGUAAACCGGAGCGGUGAGCGGCACGGUGUGCGCGUGUGCAAUCUUGGAAUUGAUUUGAUGUGCUCAGUUGGAAGACGAAUUCUGCCUCCACUCCAUCUGCUGGUGAGGGAGAGUUACAACAUUGAGAACAGGAUUAAAGGAGAACCUACGUAGUAGGCCUAUGGUCUCAGCCAUGACUGUGGCUACUGAGAGAGGUGGAGCUACUCAGUUUGCGCGAGUCAAGAGCGGGGAAGAGAAUAUCUAUGUCACAGUCCGAGUUAGGCCUCUUAGCGCAAAGGAGGUUGCGCGUUCCGACGUUUCUGAUUGGGUGUGCUCCAAUGGCCAUACCAUAGCAUAUAAACAUGCGUUACCAGAGCGAUCACCCUUUCCUGCUGCGUAUACAUUUGAUCGUGUGUUUGGGCCUGAUUGCCAAACACUGAGGGUUUAUGAAGAAGGAGCUAAAGAUGUGGCUCUUUCAGCCCUCACUGGUCUCAAUGCUACGAUCUUCGCAUAUGGGCAGACCAGCAGCGGGAAGACUUUCACAAUGAGGGGUGUCACCGAUAGUGCUAUUGCAGACAUUUUUGACUACAUUCAACGCAGCCCAGACAGGGAGUUUGUGCUAAAAGUUUCUGCACUUGAAAUUUACAACGAGGUGGUGAAAGAUUUGCUGGCCACUGAGGGUGCCCCUCUGCGGUUGCUUGAUGACAAAGAAAAAGGUACUGUUGUGGACAAAUUAAAGGAGGAGGUCGUACGUGAUAUUAACCAUUUGCGGCAGGUGAUAAAGAUUUGCGAAGCUCAGAGACAAGUCGGAGAGACAAGUCUAAACGAUGUAUCUUCCAGGUCCCAUCAGAUCAUUCGAUUGACAGUGGAGAGCCACCCAUUUGGAGUUGCUCCAGGAAGUACAGCAACCUCUUUAAUUGCGAGCCUGAAUUUCGUCGAUCUGGCUGGAAGUGAGAGAGCAUCACAAACUAAUGCCGAUGGAGCCAGGCUGAAGGAAGGAGCUCACAUUAACCGCAGCUUACUAACCUUGAGCACUUGUAUUCGCAAGCUCAGUGGAGGAAGUAAGAUCAAAGGGCAUAUACCGUAUAGAGACUCAAAGCUGACGAGGAUUCUACAGCAUUCGUUGGGAGGAAAUGCAAGAACUGCUAUUAUUUGCACAAUGAGCCCUGCCCAUAGCCAUGUUGAGCAAUCCCGCAACACCCUUGCAUUCGCAACUAGGGCGAAGGAAGUAACCAACACCACCCAAAUCAACAUGGUUGUAUCAGACAAGGUGCUGGUGAAGCAGCUGCAGAAAGAGGUGGCUAGACUGGAAGCCGAGCUGAAAAUACCUGAUGUAACUCCUGCUGAUUCAGCCUCAUCUGAAGCACUUCUCCAAGCCAAAGACCUCCAGAUUCAGAAGAUGGAGGAAGAGCUAAGGGAGCUGCAAGUCCAGCGUGAUGCUGCACAGGCCCGACUUGACGAGGUCAGCAGGAAGCUGGAGGCCGAAGAGUUGGCCAAAAGGCAAGCUGAAGAGGCAGCCAAGAAGCUUGCCGAGCAAGCGGCGCAAAGACCUCCGUUAGCGCCGGGGCCUCAACCCAUUUUCCGCACACCUCUGUCAAUUGCGACGAAUCGAAGAAGGUGGUCUGAUUCGGGCGAUUAUCUCAUCCGAAAAUUCGAGGAACAAAACCAGCAGCCCCACACACCCCCUCGCAGUGUUCGACCAAAAGGACCAAACAUGUCAGUAAGACAAUCUACUGCCGCGUCUGUAAUGCUAGUGCAGGAGAUCCGCAAGCUUGAAAAUCUGCAGGACGAACUAGGAGAGGACGCUAAUCGAGCUCUUGAAGCCCUUCAGAAAGAGGUUGAAUGCUUAAGGAUGGCUCAAGCUGGCAUGAACCAUGACGCUGCAUCUACAGUCAAGAAACUUCAGGAAGAAAUUCAGACAAUGCACAGCCUUCGCGCCACAACCUCGAGGUUAAAGUGCUUGGAUAACAAGGAAGAUAUAGCCAGUCUCCGCCAGUCCAUAAGUCUGAACCCCGCGACUUUGCGACAAGAGCUCUCUAGAUUGGGAGACAAGGAUAAAACUGACGCUGAUGCUGCCAUAGCAACAUUAGAGGAGCAAUUGGAGAGUGUACAGAGGUCUUUGGACAAUUUGAUUCUUGCAAACGAGGCACAAUCGCCGAAGGAUGUUGGACAAUCACCCAGAACACCUGCCCGCAAGAAAGAUGUCCCCCCAACGCCCUCGACCGCCAUGGCUAGGCAACGACUUACUGCUGAUAUGCCUUGCUCUCCAGCUGCUCGGAGGAGUUUGAGAUAUAGUAAUGUCGAGAACAAUGAAAACACGCCCCCGCGAGUCCCACGUGAUAACCAUCCCCAAAACGGAGCAGAUCACGGAACACUUCGAGGGAACGGAAAUCAUAAACAAGGAGCAUCUCCAGCCAAAUCCGACCUUAAUUCAAGCCUGUCCAAAAUGAGCCCUGGUGGUGCCCACAAAAGAUCCAAUUCAGUGGACAUUCGGAAAAUGCAGAAUUUGUUCAAGACCGCAGCUGAGGACAAUAUCAAAAGCAUCCGUUCCUAUGUCACGGAAUUGAAAGAGCGUGUGGCGAAACUUCAAUACCAGAAACAGCUACUUGUCUGUCAGGUUCUUGAAUUAGAAGCCAGCGGGAAUGGAGACGAGGAAGGAGAUGACGAUCUUAAUGAUGAUGAGCUGGCCAUGGAGCCUGUACAAUCACCAGGCAGCUGGAAGUGUCAAUUCGAGCUGCAGAGGGCACAUAUCUUCGAGUUGUGGGACUCAUGCAAUGUCUCCAUCAUCCACAGAACGCAAUUCUAUCUCCUAUUCAAGGGAGAUCCUUCUGAUGCCAUUUACAUAGAAGUGGAAUUGCGCCGCUUAACUUGGUUGCAGGAGAACUUCAACGCCGAGUCUUCACCGUACCAACACAAUGUCAACAAUAUUGAGGAGCAAUUAAUACCUGCUAGCCCGAACUGUGGUAACAGUGCAAGAAACCUGAAGAGGGAAAGAGAACUUCUUGCGAGGCAGAUGGGACGAAGGAUGUCGGCUGAAGAAAGGGAAGACUUGUUCAUGAGGUGGGGUGUCCCCAUCGAGGGAAAGCAACGAAAGCUCCAGCUAGUUUACAAACUGUGGAUGGACCCUCACAAUCUGGGUCAUAUCCAAGCCAGUGCUGAAGUGGUAGCGAGGAUCGUGGGCAUCAUCAAUCCUGGGUCUGCCCCCAAAGAAAUGUUCGCCCUCAAUUUCGCUCCUCCCAACCAUGCGGAAAGGCCAGGCUUGUUCGGAUGGAAUGGUUUAUCAGCUCUUCUCAAUUUCUAGCACUGGAAAAAAAAUUCAGGUGAAGAAAAUUGUUGGUGGUCAUAGUUAGUAAAUUUAGCUCAGUCAUUGACGGAGGAAUGAUAGAUUUUCCUGCUGAAGAUUAUUCAGUCCUCCGUUCCUUGAGAGGAAGACUUCUUAUACACUAUUGUAUAUGUAUUUCAGCGUUGAUUAAGCACCCACUUUAAUCGCUGCGAUUUUAACUGGACCAAAA